Messenger RNA from Triticum urartu, 646 nucleotides. RefSeq lists its product as uncharacterized. The record is from RefSeq and is a predicted model, not a curated record. NCBI's taxonomy places the organism in Eukaryota, Viridiplantae, Streptophyta, Magnoliopsida, Poales, Poaceae.
CGCUCCCCGCAAAUGAUAGCCCGUCUCGACCUCGUCUUCCUCGUUCCCCGGAACUCGCUCGUCUUCCUCGUUCCUAUUUGAGGUCGAGCCCUCCUCCGGCCUCUCCGCCUCCUACCUGCUGAUUGGGGUGUUCGAUCCGGAUUCCACCUGCUCUGCUUGGAUUAGAAGAUAUAAAAAAAUGGCUGCACAAGACACUCCUAUGAUCACCGAGGAUGACUAUGAGACUCAGCAGAAGAAGCAAGCUGCUGCAGAUGUUCUUUUCAACUAUUCACAGUUUGUUAUGGUGUGCAUUGGUGAGGGAGUUCGCCCGACUGAUCUCCGGUUGCACCUUAUGAAGGAAAUUUCAGGGAUGCCCACCUCUUUGAAGGAAGAGCCACGGCAGGCAGCUGCCUCCCCAGAUUCUAGCGGUGAACCAUCAUCCUCUGGGACGAUGAAAGAAGACAGGAGCGAAAUCCCAUAAGCUUCAUCUGCAUCUUGCAAGGAGAUGGUAUCUCAGGAUGAUAGGCGAUGAUUUGUGAUCAUAGAGAUGUAAAUAAGUUAGCAUGCUUGAGGCAAGGCCUGAUUUGGUUUACAGCGCUGAAGAGCACAUUUUCCUGGCGGAUGGUAACGUUUGUGAUCAUUUUUCAAGCCACUUGCAUUGCAUCUA